CUGCCCCGCUGCAACUGCCCCACUCAGUUGCGCCGAGGCUGAACGGCAACGGGUAUCAGCGCAGAGGAGCGACGCGUUUGACCUGCAAUUGCUUAUACAACGUCUGUCAUUCGCGUGCGCUUCAUUCUAGCAACACAAUUUCUAUACAAGAAGACAACAGCCGUCAUCAUCACCAUGGCUGACGUGCUAGCAAAGCAAGAGAAGGAGCAUGUGAAAGCUGCCUCUCCACCAGCCGACGUUGCAUCAGACCCCGAAGAAGACGAUCUCUCAGACCUAGAUGACGUGCUGGAUGAGUUCGCAAAUACAAAGCUCGACUCCAAAGUGCCCGCAGCAUCAGCAACAGCACCGAAAGCUGCACCACAGCCCUCAGCUCCGUCUGCCUCCGGCCCCGGGAGACCGGAAGACGUCUCACCCGCUGAGCUCCUCCUUCAAGAUGAAGACGCAUUCGCAAAGAAGCUACAGGAAGAGAUGGCGCAACUGCUCGGCCAGGGUGACUUCCAGAAGCAGUUCGAGGAGAUCAUGAAGGAUAUGAACAGCGAGAUGGGCGGCGAUCAUCUUCCUGCGCCCACAGCUUCGGAGGCAGCUGCAGCUGCAACGUCGUCGCUAAAAGAUGGCGCAUCCUCGAAAGCUGGUGGAGCGAGCAAGGUGGAUAAGAACUUCCAAGACACGAUCAAGAAGACAAUGGAGCGCAUGCAAGAGUCUGGCGACGCUGCUUCCUCUGCCGCUGCGUCGUCUGCGAACCAGGACGAUAUCCUCGCGCAAAUGCUGAAGGAGAUGGAGAGUGGUGGAUUCAGUGGGGAGGGCAAUGACGAGGACUUCAGUAAGAUACUGAUGGGCAUGAUGGAGCAAUUGACCAACAAGGAAAUAUUGUAUGAGCCGAUGAAGGAGCUGGACGACAAGUUCCCAGCGUGGAUGGAGAAGAACAUGGAGAAGGUGCCAAAAGAGGACCUGGAGAGGUACCAGGAGCAACAAGUGCUGGUUAAGGAGAUCACAGCGCGAUUUGAGAGGAAAGGAUAUAGUGACGAGAACGCCAAAGACAGGGAGUAUAUUGUGGAGAGGAUGCAGAAGAUGCAAGCCGCCGGCUCACCGCCACCGGACCUUGUCGGCGAUAUGAACGCCGCGCAGGAAGCGUUGGCUGGUAUGGAUGAAGGGUGCCCGACGCAAUAGCGUACUGCCCAGAGGAUAUAUCCCAAAAGUAUACAUGAGUCACUGUACAUGUGCCUGACCUCGGCCUCUCUGCUGGAGUGCUAUGCUGGUCUGCUUGGUGACAGAUAUUGCUGGUUCCUGAUCGAGUGGACUACUCGAGAAUUCUAGUUCUCAAUCGUCUGUCAUAUCCAUUUCAUCGAUAUCUCUAUAACUGCUGUCGUGAGCCCG
Messenger RNA from Didymella exigua CBS 183.55, 1374 nucleotides. RefSeq names its product Pex19-domain-containing protein. Gene Ontology annotation, biological process: protein import into peroxisome membrane. Gene Ontology annotation, cellular component: peroxisome; peroxisomal membrane. Lineage: Eukaryota; Fungi; Ascomycota; Dothideomycetes; Pleosporales; Didymellaceae. The transcript has 2 exons. Bases 175 to 1167 code for a protein of 330 amino acids. The record is from RefSeq and is a predicted model, not a curated record.